Molecule: messenger RNA, 1695 nt
Organism: Lolium perenne
Lineage: Eukaryota; Viridiplantae; Streptophyta; Magnoliopsida; Poales; Poaceae
Product: patellin-6
Molecular function (GO): lipid binding
Source: RefSeq, a predicted model, not a curated record
AGAGUGGCGAGCGAGGCAGCGAGAGCAGAGCAGAGCAGGCGACGCCGGCCACACCACAGCCCACGCCACCAUCAUAACCCCACGCUCCACUCCGACCUCCGUCGCGCUCCAUUUUCAAACCCGCCACUUCUCCUCCUUGCUCGCCGUUCGCCCGCAUUCCCACCAAAACCCACAUGUCUCCCACCGCCACCGCAUCCCCCGCGCCGGCCGCCGACGCGGCGCCGAAGCCGCCGCCCUCAGGAGCGAAGCGCAGCCUGAUGGGGUCCCUCAUCGACGCGACCUCGCUGCUCCGCGCAGCCUCCUUCAAGGAGGACUCAUACGUGGCGGCGGCGCUCCCGUCGUCCGACCUCCGCGCGCUGGCCGACCUGCGGGCGCUCCUCGCCACCCACCCGGACCCAAUCUCCAUCUGGGGCGUGCCCCUCAACCCGCCCCCGCCCCCCACCAACGCCGACGGCUCCACGCCCGCCCAGGCCCCGGACGAGCGGGCCGACGUGGUGCUCCUCAAGUUCCUCCGCGCCAGGGACUUCCGCGUCCGUGACGCGCACGCCAUGGUGCUCCGCUGCGCGGCAUGGCGCGCCGAGUUCCGCGCAGACGCGGUGGUCGACGAGGACCUCGGGUUCAAGGACCUGGAGGGCGUGGUCGCCUACAUGCACGGCUGGGACCGCGACGGGCGGCCCGUGUGCUACAACGCGUACGGGGUGUUCAGGGACCGGGAGAUGUACGACCGGGCGUUCGGGGACGGCGACCGGCUCGCACGGUUCCUCCGGUGGCGCGUCCAGGUCAUGGAGCGCGGCGUGCGGGCCCUCCAGCUCCGCCCCGGCGGGGUCAACGCCAUUAUACAGGUCACCGACCUCCGGGACAUGCCCAAGCGCGAGCUCCGCGCCGCCUCCAACCAGAUCCUCUCGCUGUUCCAGGACAACUACCCCGAGAUGGUCGCGCGCAAGGUGUUCGUGAACGUGCCUUGGUACUUCUCGGUGCUCUUCUCGAUGAUCUCGCCGUUCCUCACGGAGCGCACCAAGAGCAAGUUCGUCAUCGCAAGGGAGGGCAACGUCGCCGAGACGCUCUUCAAGUUCAUCCGGCCUGAGCUGGUGCCGGUGCAGUACGGCGGGCUGAGCCGCGCGAGCGAGCUGGAGAACGGCCCGCCCAAGCCGGCGUCCGAGUUCACCAUCAAGGGCGGCGAGAAGGUGUUCCUGGAAAUCGACGGCAUUGAGGCCGGCGCAACGAUCACGUGGGACCUGGUCGUCGGCGGCUGGGAACUGGACUACGGCGCGGAGUACGUCCCGGCGGCGGAGGGCAGCUACACGCUCUGCGUCGAGCGGACCAGGAAGGUCCCGGCGACCGCCGACGAGCCCGUCCACAACGCAUUCACGGCCAAGGAGGCCGGCAAGAUGGUGCUCUCCAUCGAUAACUCCGGCUCCCGGAAGCGGAAGGUCGCCGCAUACCGCUACUUCGUGCGCAAGCCGUCCGCGUAGGCUGGCCUACUCAACCGCGGUGGCGGCCGGCGGCUUGCCGGCCGGCCUAGUGCUUUGCUUCAUUUCGCUGGUCUCGGAGAGGAGAGAUCUGAUUUAGGUCUGUUUGAUUAGUAGUGCUAUAAUAUGAGAUAAGAUGCAUGUAUUAUGCCAUAUGUAGAAUGUAAGCUGUGAGAUCCUACUUGUCAUCUUCGUUAUAAAGCUAAUGAGUUCAGUUUUUUGGCAA